Miscanthus lutarioriparius is the source of this 345-nucleotide messenger RNA. The record is from the annotation of a GenBank genome assembly. NCBI's taxonomy places the organism in Eukaryota, Viridiplantae, Streptophyta, Magnoliopsida, Poales, Poaceae.
AUGCCUCCGCCGCGUGAGCACCACCAGCCCCACGAGGAGGACGACGACGACACCGCAGGCGUCGUCAAGCUCAUCAGCACCGAGGGCUUCGAAUUCGUCGUCGACAAGAAGGCCGCCAUGGUCUCCAACACCCUCCGCAACAUGCUCACAUCGCCAGGCGGCUUCUCCGAGACGCGCCAGGGCGAGGUCCGCUUCCCGGAGAUCCCCUCCCACAUCCUCGAGAAGAUCUGCCAGUAUUUCUACUGGUCGCUCCAUUACUCCAGUGGGAAGGAGACAGCUGAAUUUCAGAUCGAACCAGAGAUCACCCUGGAGCUGAUGAUGGCCGCAAACUACCUGGACACUUGA